This is a messenger RNA of Cinclus cinclus, 4333 nucleotides long. RefSeq names its product TANK binding kinase 1 (gene TBK1). Lineage: Eukaryota; Metazoa; Chordata; Aves; Passeriformes; Cinclidae. The record is from RefSeq and is a predicted model, not a curated record. Gene Ontology annotation, cellular component: cytoplasm. The transcript has 21 exons. The coding region runs from base 1956 to 4145 and encodes 729 amino acids. Gene Ontology annotation, biological process: peptidyl-serine phosphorylation. Gene Ontology annotation, molecular function: ATP binding; protein serine/threonine kinase activity.
GUUUUUUAUCCAUUGACCUUUGUGCAUAUUUAAUUAUUAAGUAAGAAGGUAAAAAAAAGAGUUGAUCUUGUACAUAAGCUACCUCAUCUUCGUUGUUUUGGGAAAUGUAAUAAUUCAGUCUCUUAAUGGGCUGCUAAUUUUUUGUUUUAUUUGAAUAGACUUCAGUGAACAAUUUCUGUGCAGUUUCUGUCUGAUUAGAAAGGACUUUUUAUGUUUCUCUGUCUUGGUAUGAGUCUAACGAAUGUUGUUUGAAAGUAAAUCACAAAAUACAUGCUUACUGGUGAUGUGCCAGCUGGCCUGUUACAAGCAGGGGUAUAAUUAUGAGAGAAAUGUUUUAACUUGGAGAUUUUACAGAUGGUUUACAGAGCAGGCUGUGCUUUAUUUCUUUGCGUCCUCUCUUCUGUACCUUCUGUGUCUGCAUUGUGGGUAGUUUAUAGGCAUCUAGAGUAAUUGCCCGAUGGGAGAAGUCAUCUUAUUUGACUAUUGCAAAUUGUCUUGUCAGAGUUAACAAAGAAUUGUAAGGGUUGGGGUGUGGUGUUAGGGUUUUUUUUGAUUUCUAGAUUUGACAUAAAACCUUUUGUCCAUUCCAGAGGCAUUAAGAACUUUAUCUAGAUUUUGCAAAUGGCAUUGCUGCAUGACUUUCAUUUAUCUGUAGAGUAAUGUCAGGUCUUUGCAUUGUGUCUUUGCAUUCUGUAUGCUACAUGUCAUUGCUUGGAUGUUUUGGGACAGCUUUGCAAGAAGCUUCACAUUUCACAUGAGCUAACAGGUAAACAAAAGUGUGCAAUCUGCAGUCACUACAGGUAGAGAAGUAUGCUCAGAGUGGUGAGAGCACCUGUGUGUCUGCAGCAUAGCAUGGUAGCAGCAGGUUGGGAGAGUGGUGGCUGCUCUGCACUUUCAGUCACCUUCUGGUAACAUGCAGGAAAUUUUGUCAUGCCUCUUCUUCAGUAGUUACAGGAAAGGCUUCUUUCUUUGAAUAUCAGUCAGCAGUUUCCUGUCAAGUAUCACGUGAACUAACAUACAGUGUCCCCUGCCAAGCUAAGCAAAGACCUUUGCUGUAGGAGCUUCCCUGGUCCAGUUGCCGUUAUGCUCUUGAGAUUCUUUAGGUUUGAUUUUAGAACCUUCUGCUAGGUUUAAUGGCAAAAUCAAUGUGUUAAAAGGUAAGGGUAUUCACCUACAGCUCCUGCUGUUCUGGCAAACAGAAAAAUUCGGCAGUUAUAAUGUUUUAUUGUAAGUUAAUAAUUUUGAUCAAACUUUUUUUCUUCUUUCUUUUGAAUCUGUGAAGACCCGAGUAUUUGACCAUUCAUGUUUCAGGAAGGGUGGGGAAGCCAGGCUGUCUCUGUAGAUGUCACAUACCCAAUAUAAAAUUUUAGAUAUUAGAGAAAUGUCCUUUAAUUUCUUUCAGUAGUAAUUGCUGGUUCUAGCAAGUGGAUGAAAAUGCUUGCAUCAAUUGUGACUUUUUUCGAGCUCAUAUAAAAGUAGUUUUUUGUGUGUUGUUAGUCCAGCUCCUUUAUGGUUCUACUGAAAUGCAGCUUCCAGAUCCAAAGUGGUGUAAAAUAUCUGCGUACGUAUCUGUCAUUGUCUCUAAUGUUUGUUCUUUGUCAUAUGUACAGAAUAAUGGAAUUCAGUUACAGGUCUUGCUUACCUUCAGAAGACCUUGUGCACGUGUUUUUUACUCUUUUCUGUGUGUUUGGUUACUUGAUCUUUUCAACACCAUAUACAACAGUAAAAAGAUGGUAAGAUUUUCACCUUUCCAGUUGAUUUUUCAAACAAAGUUUGGGGAAUAUAGACGUUAAAUGCAGAGAGGUGUUGUGUCAAUGGCAUUAAUUUUGAUUGUUUGGCUUAUUUUUUGUUUCCAUGUCUCACCUCUUACUCCUCUACUUGGUUGUUCUUCAUUAUCCAUGUCUUUGGAGUGACAGUUGAGGUGAAAAAGAAAACUGUCUGAUCAAAUAGCAAAGAUGCAGAGCACUUCAAAUUACCUCUGGCUGUUGUCGGACAUUCUAGGACAGGGAGCGACAGCAAAUGUUUUCCGGGGACGACAGAAGAAAACUGGGGAUUUAUACGCUGUCAAAGUAUUUAACAGUAUAAGUUUCCUUCGUCCUGUGGAUGUUCAGAUGCGAGAGUUUGAAGUAUUGAAGAAACUAAAUCAUAAGAACAUUGUCAAAUUGUUUGCCAUUGAGGAAGAGACAACUACUAGACACAAAGUACUAGUUAUGGAAUUUUGUCCAUGUGGGAGUUUAUACACAGUUUUAGAGGAGCCAUCUAAUGCCUUUGGUUUGCCAGAGUCUGAAUUCUUAAUUGUUUUGAGAGAUGUGGUGGCUGGGAUGAAUCAUCUCCGUGAGAAUGGAAUAGUGCACCGUGAUAUCAAGCCAGGCAAUAUAAUGCGUGUUAUAGGUGAAGAUGGGCAGUCUGUUUACAAACUUACAGAUUUUGGUGCAGCAAGAGAACUUGAAGAUGAUGAACAGUUUGUUUCUCUCUAUGGCACGGAAGAGUAUUUGCAUCCUGAUAUGUAUGAGCGAGCAGUUUUGAGAAAAGAGCAUCAGAAAAAGUACGGAGCAACAGUUGAUCUGUGGAGCAUAGGGGUGACCUUCUACCAUGCUGCAACAGGGAGUUUGCCUUUCCGACCAUUUGAAGGACCUCGGAGAAACAAGGAAGUGAUGUAUAAGAUAAUCACUGGAAAGCCUUCUGGUGCUGUUUCUGGAAUACAGAAGGCAGAAAAUGGACCUAUUGAGUGGAGCUGGGAGAUGCCUAUUUCUUGUAGCCUUUCAAAGGGUCUGCAAGUACUGCUCACACCUGUCCUUGCGAAUAUUCUUGAAGCAGACCAGGAAAAAUGCUGGGGAUUUGACCAGUUUUUUGCAGAGACGAGUGACAUACUGCACCGAAUAAUAAUCCACAUCUUUUCAUUACAGCAGAUGACCUUGCACAAAGUUUAUAUUCACAGCUAUAAUACAGCUGCUAUAUUUCAUGAACUGGUCUACAAACAGACAAAAAUACCGUCUCAGAAUCAAGAACUGAUAUAUGAAGGUCGGCGGUUAAUACUAGAGCCUGGCAGAUUGGCACAGCACUUCCCCAGAACAACUGAGGAGAAUCCUAUCUUUGUAGUAAGCAGGGAGGCCAUGAACAUUGUUGGAUUAAUCUAUGAAGAAGUUUUACUUCCUAAAGUACAUCAACGUUACGAUUUGGAUGGGGAUGCCAGUAUGGCUAAAGCAGUGACAGGUAUUGUAUGUUAUGCCUGUAGAAUUGCCAGUUCUUUGCUACUUUACCAGGAGCUGAUGCGAAAAGGAAUUCGAUGGCUAAUUGAAAUAAUCAAGGAUGAUUACAAUGAAAUUGUUCAUAAAAAGGCAGAGAUUGUCAUCAGGCUGGAUUUCUGCAGCAGAAACAUUGAGAAAGCUGAGAAAAUAUAUGAGAAUUUGAUGCAGAUCAACUUGGAAGCAUCAGAAGUGGAUGAAAUUUCAGAGAUACACACAAAACUCUUGCGUCUCUCCAGCUCUCAGGGCACCAUAGAAACUAGUCUGCAAGAUAUCAAAACCAAACUUUCUCCUGGUGGUUUGCUGGCUGACACCUGGGCAAAUCAGGAAGGCAUGCAUCCAAAAGACAGAAAUCCAGAAAGGCUGCAGGCACUGCUCUCUUCCAUCACAGACAUCUACUAUCAGUUCAAAAAAGACAAAGCAGAACGAAGGCUUCCUUAUAAUGAAGAACAAAUACACAAGUUUGACAAGCAGAAGCUGUAUUUGCAUGCUACAAAAGCCAUAGCUCUUUUCAAAGAUGAAUGUGUCAGCAAGUAUGAUACAUUCUUGGACAAAGCUGAGGACUGGACAAGGAAAAUGCUUCACACAAGGAAGCAAUUACUGGCUCUCACCAACCAGUGUUUUGGUAUUGAAGAAGAGGUGUCCAAAUACCAGGAUUAUAUAAAUGAGUUACAAGAUGCCCUGCCGCAGAAAAUGUUUGCAGCUUCCAGUGGGAUGAAACAUACAAUGAAUACAGUCUAUCCAAGCUCAAACACAUUAGUAGAAAUGACUCUUGGGAUGAAGAAACUAAAGGAGGAAAUGGAAGGUGUUGUGAAAGAGCUGGCUGAAAAUAAUCACAUUUUGGAAAGAUUUGGUGCUUUGACUAUGGAUGGUGGCCUGCGGAACGUGGACUGUAUCUAGCUUCCAAAGGACCUGAAGAGGACUUGUACAUUUUUUCAAAAGGAAAAAAAUACUGUUGGGACAGUUAAAUGCAGAUAAUAAAUCUGUAUCCAGGAUUUUUUUUUUUGCUUCAACAAAUGUAAUAUUAAAGAAAAUGUAAAUAUGUAUAAUAUGUAAAUACAAAAGAAAUAUAUAUCUUUUCUUGGUCA